Molecule: messenger RNA, 2017 nt
Organism: Sesamum indicum (sesame)
Lineage: Eukaryota; Viridiplantae; Streptophyta; Magnoliopsida; Lamiales; Pedaliaceae
Product: DHHC-type zinc finger family protein
Biological process (GO): peptidyl-L-cysteine S-palmitoylation; protein targeting to membrane
Cellular component (GO): Golgi apparatus; endoplasmic reticulum
Molecular function (GO): protein-cysteine S-palmitoyltransferase activity
Source: RefSeq, a predicted model, not a curated record
GUCUCACAAGUUUGCUUCUGAAAACUCCAAAACCUCCCUCCACUUUGUCUAUCAUCAGAUCACAAAAAAAAGGCGAAGACGAAGAAGACCCUCAAAUAUUCAAAAUCCCUAAAAACCCCAUCUUAAAUCGCAGCAUUUUCAAAUUCAGCAGCUUUAAUUAUUACAGAGAAGAAAAGCAGACAAUUAAUUACUGAAAAAGUUUUUUUCACUCUCACCGUGUGUGUGUGUGUAUGUGAGAUGAACAGUCUACGCAAGUUUAAAAUCUUCGAUUCGUUCCCAGCGUAGCAGACUGCGGCUUUUGUUUCUGGGUUUCUCUUGGUUACUACUGGUUUGCUGAAUGGCUAAGCGCGUGCACCAAGUUUGGAAGGGUAACAAUAUCUUUUUCCUAGGUGGGAGGUUGAUUUUUGGCCCUGAUGCAAGGUCACUGCUUGUCACCUUAUUGUUAAUCAUCGUCCCAGUCAUUAUCUUUUGUGUGUUUGUUGCAAGGCAUCUUCGCCAUGAGUUUUCAUCCUAUAACGCAGGAUAUGCAAUCCUGAUAGUCGCAAUUGUCUUCACCAUUCACGUAUUGGUGCUGCUGCUUCUUACUUCCGCUCGAGAUCCAGGAAUUGUACCGCGUAAUUUACACCCACCAGAAGAAGAAUUUCGUUAUGACACUUCAGCAUCAGUGGAGGUUGGUGGACGGCAAACGCCAAGCCUCCAGUUCCCCAGAACUAAAGAAGUCAUGGUUAAUGGGCUCCCAGUUAGGGUUAAAUAUUGCGAUACUUGUAUGCUAUAUCGUCCUCCUCGUUGCUCACAUUGCUCCAUCUGCAACAAUUGCGUGGAGCGUUUUGAUCAUCACUGCCCUUGGGUGGGUCAGUGCAUAGGAUUGCGAAACUACCGGUAUUUCUUUUGUUUUGUUUCUUCUGCAACACUUCUUUGCAUCUAUGUGUUUGCAAUAUCUGCUUUCUACAUCAAGGUUCUGAUGGAUGAUCAUCACGGAACCGUAUGGAAGGCAAUGAAAGAAUCUCCAGCAUCCGUAAUUCUGAUGGCCUAUUGUUUUAUAUCCCUGUGGUUUGUUGGCGGACUCACUGGCUUUCACCUUUAUCUAAUAAGCACAAAUCAGACAACCUAUGAGAAUUUCCGUUAUAGAUCUGACAACCGGAUCAAUGUAUACGAUCGUGGUUGUUUGAAUAAUUUUUUUGAAGUAUUUUGCACAAAGGUCAAGCCUUCAAGGAACAACUUCCGAGCUUUUGCGCAGGAGGAACCCCAGAGGCCUCCUAUUCCCACCUCCCGGGAUGCUGAAACAGAGGAUGCAGCCGAUGAUCGACGCAUGAAGGUUGAAGAUGAUUUAGACAUUGGUGGGGAUCUUUUGAAGAUCUCACAGCGUCAUAAUAUUGAAGAUAUUGAAGCAGAUAUUCAUAGUAGGGGGAGCGAUGUGCCCCACCAUAAUUCAUCUGAAGCUGAUUCGGUCCUAGGUUCUGAUAGACGGGGCCCUGCUGUGCAAUCAGAAACACGGCACUCAAGUUGGGGGAGAAGUGGGAGCUGGGAAAUUGCAAAUGAGGGAAGCUAUGUGGCUCAAAAAGAAGCAUACCAAUAAGGGCAUGAAAGGGAUCAGUUGACGGCAUCACAGAUCAAGCGGUGACAUGUCAUAGUUGUAUGGAGCUUUCCAAAUGGCUGUUGUUGGUGUUGCUUUCUGAUUUGAGAGAAAAGGUGCCAUCUUCUUCUAUUCAAUCCUGGAAAAGUGGGUUCGAGUUUUACUUCCUGUUUAGGUUGAAGUUUGUGCUAAAGUUUUCCUAUUGCUCAUCCUUGGGUUGAUCUAAUCUUUUUCUCAUUUUAUCAUUUUUGUGAAAGCAGUGAAGGUAAGAUUUUAGUGUAAUUGUGUUGGGGAAAAUGUCUUUUUUCUUACUUUUGUAUUUUCCCUCAAACAUAACCAGCUCCAUAUUGAUAUGUGUAAUCACGUGGUUUCAUGAGUUUGUAUUCUUUGUGUAAUUAACUUUCUCAUAGAUCUGAAAAGGCAUUUAUCUCUGAUUUUACUAUA